AUAUUCUUUAUUGACUCACCCAUCUACAUAUAUGUAAUGAUCAUAUGGUGAUUCGAGUGAGACCUCUUGAACUUUGUAGAACUAUAAACGUUAUUCGACUAAAGUGCGGAUUGAACAUUACUGCAAAAUUGAAGUGAAGACGAGUGAAAAAAGCAAAGAAAAAUGGAUGAAUCUAAUAAGGAACUACAAUCAGGAGAUAUAGGAAAUGAAGAACUUGACUUUGGAUAUAUCUUGCAAUAUUUAUUGGGAAAUAUGAUGAAUGAUCAGGCACAUCGAUUCUUUGGUGAAAUUCUCCAAAGUAUGCAGGAAAGUAACCAUAUUGGGGACAGUGUGGACCAUACUGCCGACAUAACUGCUAAUGCACGCUCCAUUGGCGUCUAUAUGACCAAACGUGGAGAGAAUUUGGCAUUUAUAGAACCACAUAUGCCAAGAGAAUCUAAUAAGGAGUUACAAUCAGGAGAUAUAGGAAAUGAAGAACUCGACUUUGGAUAUAUCUUGCAAUAUUUAUUGGGAAAUAUGAUGAAUGAUCAGGCACAUCGAUUCUUUGGUGAAAUUCUCCAAAGUAUGCAGGAAAGCGACCAUUGUGGGGACAGUGUGGGCCAUACAGAAUGACACGAACUGUUGGUUGAGUGUAUCCAACCCACAGCAAACUCUUUACGCAUCUACCUAUGCGUAUUGAAAUCAAAACUCUUGUAUUUACCCUACAUGAAUCCUGAUGGCGGAUCUAACAUGAGCCGUAAUUUCACAUUUACUUAAAACUGAGUUUCUAACUUAUUUCAAAUGUUAUCUCCUUAUAAGGGUGAGUUUUUAGAAUAUUUUUUAUGAAUUAAAUAUUUCUAUUUUAAUCCUCCAACUGUAGAACGUCGUUGUGCAACAGUGCGUAUACGCAAUAUCAACCGUUAAACGAAUAUGGACGUAUCUGUAUACAUAUAACAGCAUUAAAAAUAUUUACUAACCAAUAUUUCAUAUGUAACGAUUUGUAUUCAGUCAAUAAAUAAUAAAACAAAA
Messenger RNA from Zeugodacus cucurbitae (melon fly), 1008 nucleotides. RefSeq lists its product as uncharacterized. The transcript is spliced from 2 exons. The coding region runs from base 163 to 612 and encodes 149 amino acids. NCBI's taxonomy places the organism in Eukaryota, Metazoa, Arthropoda, Insecta, Diptera, Tephritidae. The record is from RefSeq and is a predicted model, not a curated record.